Molecule: messenger RNA, 844 nt
Organism: Culicoides brevitarsis
Lineage: Eukaryota; Metazoa; Arthropoda; Insecta; Diptera; Ceratopogonidae
Product: metallo-beta-lactamase domain-containing protein 1
Exons: 1
Coding region: 80-748 (222 amino acids)
Source: RefSeq, a predicted model, not a curated record
UUGAUUUUAUAUUCAUGCAUCACAUUUUUCAUCAAAUGCGUAUCUUGAAUCUAUCCUGUAGAAACGAGUCGGCAAAAAAAUGAAUAGAAUUACGAUUCUCAAAGAUGGAUAUUCACAAAUUAUCGAAAAUGAUCCUCGAGGAGAUGUCAUGAAGGCAAAUUGUACUUGUACUCUCAUUCAAUGUGAAACGGGCGAGAACAUCAUCGUUGAUAGUUUAGAUGCUUGGAGUGCAAGCACUUUACUCGCAGCUCUUAAAGAAGUCAACAUUGAACCUGAUCAAAUAAACUUUUGUAUCAGCACACAUUGUCAUCCUGAUCAUUUGGGAAACAACAAUCUCUUUCUCAAUGCCCGACAUAUCGUUGGUCAAACAAUUUCGCAACGUGAUGAGUACUUUAUGCACGAUUUCUCGAAAGAACCAUUUGCGGUAACUUCUGAUGUUCAUGUUUUAGCUACGAAGGGACAUACGAACACUUGUGUAUCUGUAAUUUGCAAAAAUUCAAUAUUUGAUGGCAAAACAGUUGCAAUUGUGGGAGAUUUAUUUGAGAACGAAAAAGACAUAGAUGAUCCAUCUAUUUGGAGAGAAGCUGGAAGUGAAUCAAUAGAGGAUCAAAUGAAAAACAGGCUCAUAAUUGCAACAUUGUCAGAUUACAUCGUACCGGGACAUGGAUCAAUGUUUAAAGUUACGCCAGAAAUGAGAGACAAAUUAGAAAACCAAUUGAAAACUUUAGAUCGAAACAUCAUCGGUUAAGUAAUUGAACUUGUUUUUUUUUAAAUAAAAUUUUCUUUGAAACAUUUACAUCAGAUUCUCAAAAAACUUCUUCCUCUUUUAUGUGUUAUUUUUUUU